ACAAAACAUCUAAACAAAUAGCAAGCAAAGUCAAAUAAGUUUCCUAGAUAGGAAUCCUCAGUUUUCAAUCAUUAUCUUCUAAUUCAAGGUUCCUUCUUUACAGUUGUAAAUUUCAUUUUGCAUAAUUGAAAACCCAAAAUUAUGAUGCAAAAUGUCCUUAUGCCUCUCUUCAUAGCAUGUUUUACAACAACCACACUAAACCACUUCGCUACGCAAAACCCUAGAAUAGGUGGAGCCGCACCAGAACAUGAUGCUACUGUUUCAGAGCUAUUAACAUCCUAAUUUUAUUACAGUCCUUCAUUUCCAAAAUAUUAUCCUCCACUGCACCGAAAGAAUAUAUAAAAAAUGUCUGUGAGCUCAUGCAGACAUGAGUUCGAUUCUUACGUAUGAAUCCAAAGAACUUGGGUACCUUUGCAUUGCGUCCAAGUUGAGACACCUCAAAGUAGAAUGAGUACCCAAUUCAUCACUCUACGUCCCCCACCAAUUCCCAACAUCACAAACCCAAACACCAGAAAAAUACCAACACCAGCCCCUCUUUACCAAAAAAUUUUCAUCCCUUCCCAUGUCUACAGACACCCUUCCGCCGUACUCUUAGAACUCUGCACUUCCCUCAAAGAGCUUCACCAAAUCCUCCCCCUUGUCAUCAAAAUCGGUUUCUACGACGAACAUUUUUUCCAGACCAAGCUCAUCAGUUUGUUCUGCAAGUUCAGCAGCAUCACUGAAGCUGCACGUGUCUUCGAGACUGUGGAACACAAGCUCGACGUGCUUUACCACACCAUGCUCAAAGGGUACACGAAAAACUCAGCUUUACGUGAUGCCCUGAAGUUUUAUGGUAGGAUGAGGUAUGAUGAGGUGAGUCCAGUGGUGUAUGACUUCACCUACUUGUUGCAGCUGUGCGGUGACAGUUUGGAUCUCAGGAGGGGGAGGGAGGUUCACGGGAUGGUCAUAACUAAUGGGUUUCAGUCAAAUUUGUUUGCCAUGACUGCUGUGGUGAAUUUAUAUGCCAAGUGCAGGCAGGUCGAGGAUGCGUACAAGAUGUUUGAGAGAAUGCCGCAGCGGGACUUGGUUUCGUGGAACACGGUGGUGGCGGGGUUCGCACAGAAUGGCCUUGCCAGGAGGGCUGUGCAGCUGGUUUUGCAGAUGCAGGAGGCUGGCCAGAAGCCAGAUUCCAUCACGUUGGUCACUGUUUUGCCAGCCCUGGCGGAUGUCAAGGCUUUGAAGAUUGGAAAGUCUGUCCAUGGUUAUGCUUUCAGAGCUGGCUUUGAGUCUAUGGUUAAUGUUGGGACAGCGAUGCUGGACAUGUACUUCAAAUGUGGGUCUGUGAAGAAUGCAAGGUUGGUGUUUAAGGGGAUGAGUGGCAGGAAUGUUGUUUCGUGGAAUACGAUGAUUAAUGGCUAUGAGCAGAAUGGGGAAUCUGAAGAAGCGUUUUCGACGUUUUUGAAGAUGUUGGAUGAGGGGGUGGAACCGACUAACGUUAGUAUGAUGGGGGCUUUGCAUGCUUGUGCUAAUUUGGGUGAUCUAGAACGAGGGAGAUUUGUUCAUAGAUUGUUGGAGGAAAAGAAACUUGGUUCUGACGUGUCAGUUAUGAAUUCUUUGAUAUCCAUGUAUUCAAAGUGUAAGAGGAUUGAUAUUGCAGCAUCACUGUUUGGUAAUCUGAAACAGAAAACAGUCGUUACAUGGAAUGCCAUGAUAUUAGGUUAUGCACAAAAUGGAUACAUAAAUGAAGCUUUAAAUCUAUUCUGUGAGAUGCAAUCUCAUGACAUCAAACCCGAUUCCUUUACAUUGGUGAGUGUAAUUACUGCUCUUGCAGAUUUAUCAGUUACCCGGCAGGCUAAGUGGAUUCAUGGACUUGCUAUAAGAGCUUUGAUGGACAAAAAUGUCUUUGUUUGUACAGCACUUGUGGACACCUAUGCCAAAUGUGGAGCCAUUCAAACUGCAAGAAAUCUUUUUGACACGAUGGAAGAACGACAUGUGAUAACAUGGAAUGCAAUGAUUGAUGGAUAUGGAACACAUGGGCAUGGAAAAGAAGCACUGGAUCUCUUUGAUGAAAUGCAGAAGGGAUCUGUUAAGCCAAAUGAGAUAACGUUUCUCUCUGUUAUAGCAGCUUGUAGUCACUCAGGUUUAGUGGAAGAGGGACUCUAUUACUUUGAAAGCAUGAAGGAAAACUAUGGCUUGAAACCUGCAAUGGAUCACUAUGGUGCGAUGGUUGAUCUCCUUGGUCGUGCUGGAAGGCUAGAUGAUGCUUGGGAAUUCAUCCAGGAUAUGCCUGUCAAACCAGGAAUUACCGUUUUAGGUGCAAUGCUAGGUGCAUGCAAAAUCCAUAAAAAUGUAGAAUUGGGUGAGAAAGUUGCAGAUGAACUAUUUGAGUUAGACCCAGAUGAGGGAGGGUAUCAUGUGUUGCUUUCCAACAUGUAUGCAUCGGCUUCAAUGUGGGAAAAGGUUGCUAAGGUAAGGACAGCCAUGGAGAAGAAACGGAUCCAGAAAACUCCUGGCUGCAGUUUGGUUGAGUUGAGAAAUGAAGUUCAUACAUUCUACUCAGGAAGUACUAAUCAUCCUCAAUCCAAAAGAAUUUAUGCAUACCUUGACACUCUUGGAGAUGAGAUCAAGGCUGCUGGGUAUGUGCCCGACACUGAUUCAAUUCAUGAUGUAGAAGAAGAUGUGAAGGAACAAUUGGUCAGUAGCCAUAGUGAGAGGCUUGCCAUUGCAUUUGGACUUCUGAAUACAAGCCGUGGCACAACAAUACAGAUUAGGAAGAAUCUAAGAGUUUGUGGUGAUUGCCAUGAAGCCACCAAGUACAUUUCACUUGUGACAGGGAGGGAAAUAAUUGUGCGUGAUUUACGACGGUUCCAUCAUUUCAAGAAUGGAAGCUGUUCUUGUAAGGAUUACUGGUGAAUCAAUAGAAACCUUUGUCGUCAUCAAUUGCUGUGUUAAUUUUUUAGCAUGAACUGCAAUUUGAUUUCAUGCAGCUUUGCAACAUUAUUCCUCUGUUCCCUCUUAAUGGAAUAAAUUGUUGUAUUCCUACGUACGAUACUCAUUAAUAUCUUACCAAUAAAUUAGUGUUC
Molecule: messenger RNA, 3062 nt
Organism: Vigna angularis (adzuki bean)
Lineage: Eukaryota; Viridiplantae; Streptophyta; Magnoliopsida; Fabales; Fabaceae
Product: pentatricopeptide repeat-containing protein At1g11290, chloroplastic
Exons: 1
Coding region: 448-2892 (814 amino acids)
Biological process (GO): RNA modification
Molecular function (GO): RNA binding; zinc ion binding; protein binding
Source: RefSeq, a predicted model, not a curated record